AUGCAAAAUAUUGAAACACCAAAUACCAUGAAUGAAGAUGAAGAACUGAAAAAAUGUCUUUAUAGUGCAAGAAGGAUUCUGAAAUCAUUAAAUAGCUUCCAAUUGAUGUCACCAUUAGAAGACAGCUCUGAUUCACGAAAUAGAAUAGACAAUUUGCAAACUCCGUUAACCCAAAGAACAUUUACAAAGAUAAAUCUGGAAAUAAAAAAUGCAAUUGACUCUACAGAAAUUGGUAAGGAUUUUGAAACACUGGAAAGUUCAAACACAUUUACAGAUAAAAAUAUAACACCUAAAUCACUAUCCCCCACUAAUACGAACACAAACGAAAUAUCUUCAAAUGAUAAUAAUUCAAUUUUUACCAGUACUGAUUCUACACAUUCAGUAGAAACUAAACCAAGUACUCUUGAUUUAUCUAAUAACAUUAAUAGCCAGCAGAUUUGCACUACUAUUAAAUCGUUAGUGGAUAUGCUUAAUUUAAUGUCACAGGAAGUUCAAAAAUUAAAGUUCAAAAAUUCUCUCUUAAGUUCCCAAGAAUCUGAGUCUAAAAAUAAUUAUAAACUAGAACUGAACCUACAGAAACAACAAUUCGAGAAACUUAAAUUUCAGUUAAAUGAGGAGAAUACCUUGUAUUUGUCCGAUAUUAAGAAUAAAGAUAAUAAAGUAAAGAAGUACAAGAGUAAGAUCAUGGAAAAAAACCAAGAAAUAAAUAAGUUAAGAAGAUUAUUGAAUAAUAAUCCAAUAUACGUCAAUAAUAACAGUGUCACACCUCAUAAUACAAAGACAAUGGCAGUGCCAGGUAGGAGAGUCGUGUCAAUGAACUCUAGUUUAAGCCCAGUAACAGUAAACAAAAAGGAAGGACCUGAUAUGCUAAACGCCUUAGGGCUAUUAGCAUCCCAUGUUUUAAAUGAUAAAAUUCAGUUGGACAAUUGCAUGGACAAUAUUCCACGGACAAUUACUGAUAAUGAUGAACAAAACUCAGUAAAUUCACAAGAUUCACAAACCGAGAAAAUAGGUGAUCAAUAUAUUGAGACCAAAAAUAAUAAACCAGCUGAUAGCGAAACAACAAUUAAUGCUGAACUAACAAUCAAUAACGACUUAACUGAAGAUUUGUCAACUGUGAACAAAGCAGUUGCACUUCCAGAAAGACCACCGAAGGACAACAAACUCUUGCUAACUUCGGAAAAUUUAACUUUACCAAAGAUGAGAAGUUUUAGCACGAUGGAUGGCUCAACUGGGAACAUUUAA
Messenger RNA from Tetrapisispora phaffii CBS 4417, 1245 nucleotides. It is a transcript of the gene FDO1, whose product is annotated as Fdo1p. The transcript has a single exon. Lineage: Eukaryota; Fungi; Ascomycota; Saccharomycetes; Saccharomycetales; Saccharomycetaceae. The coding region runs from base 1 to 1245 and encodes 414 amino acids. The record is from RefSeq and is a predicted model, not a curated record.